Messenger RNA from Alosa sapidissima (American shad), 541 nucleotides. RefSeq names its product prospero homeobox protein 1-like. The record is from RefSeq and is a predicted model, not a curated record. Gene Ontology annotation, molecular function: RNA polymerase II cis-regulatory region sequence-specific DNA binding; DNA-binding transcription factor activity, RNA polymerase II-specific. Bases 116 to 541 code for a protein of 141 amino acids. Gene Ontology annotation, cellular component: nucleus. The transcript has 3 exons. Gene Ontology annotation, biological process: regulation of transcription by RNA polymerase II. Lineage: Eukaryota; Metazoa; Chordata; Actinopteri; Clupeiformes; Clupeidae.
UCAGUAUACAGGGUGGAUGGGCCAACCUGCUGUUUUUUUCCAAAAUGUUCAAGAUCCUUAACAAUGUCACAUUCAGGAGGGACUGACCCCUGGCCAUCUAAAAAAGGCAAAGCUAAUGUUCUUCUACACACGUUACCCAAGCUCUAAUGUGCUGAAAACCUUCUUUCCUGAUGUAAAGUUCACCAGGUGCAUCACAUCCCAGCUGAUCAAGUGGUUCAGCAACUUCCGCGAGUUCUAUUACAUCCAGAUGGAGAAGUUUGCGCGGCAGGCCGUGGCGGAGGGAGUGGGCAACACGAGGGACAUCACGAUGGACCGGGACUCCGAGCUCUUCAGAGCACUGAACACACAUUACAACAAAGCCAAUGACUACCAGGUCCCAGACAGAUUUCUUGAGGUUGUGGAAAUAACACUAAGAGAGUUCUACACUGCCAUCUCCCUGUCCAGAGAUAUGGACCCCUCUUGGAAGAAGGCAAUAUACAAGGUCAUAUGUAAAUUAGACAGUGAUAUCCCAGCAGCAUUUAAAUCUCCUUUGUUCACAUAG